This is a messenger RNA of Cetraspora pellucida, 266 nucleotides long. NCBI's taxonomy places the organism in Eukaryota, Fungi, Glomeromycota, Glomeromycetes, Diversisporales, Gigasporaceae. The record is from the annotation of a GenBank genome assembly.
UUUCACAACCUUAUACAUUGUCUGAUCCAGAAUUUACCUUUAUCAAAAAGUUCUUAGAAAAAAGAGAACAGCAACUAUCACGAAAUGAUUUAUUAGUAAUGGAUGCAAUGGCAGAAAAAACUACAAAAGAUGUGGCUACAGGUAAGAAAUUCGAGGGCUACUACUAUGUUUUUAAUCCACAGUGUUUUAGGAAUUCUUUCGAUGAGGUAGUAGUAGACUUUUUCGAUCUAGUUAAAUCUACAGUUAAAGAAUAUGCUAUAGUGGUU